AUGGACGCCGGCUACCUGCAGAAGGUUGGAUUGGACGUCCGAUCCAGUCCAGCCCUUUGCCUGGGUAGGACGAACGGCCAAAGCAAUGGAAUCACUGGAACUGCUUCUCCAAAAGUGCCUGCCGCACAGUCGCCGACACGCAGCGCAAAUGGCAACUUUGGUGGCGACCUGAUGGGCAAGGGCUACGAGAGGGCGGCGAUCACCAAGGGAUCCCAUCCGCCAUGGUUGGCUCCGAACGGCGGUGUGGACGCCGGGCUGCAGGUCAUGAACAGCUUGACGGGGGAAAAGGAGUCCUUCAGACCCCUCAAGGAAAACAAAGUUAGUUGGUAUACUUGCGGUCCGACCGUUUACGAUGUGGCCCACAUGGGGCACGCUCGAGCAUACCUGACCUUCGACAUCCUUCGAAGAAUCAUGCAGAACUACCUGGGCUUCGACGUCAAAUACCAGAUUAACAUUACCGAUAUUGAUGACAAGAUCAUCUUGCGAGCUCGCCAGAACAAGCUCUUCGACGACUUCUCCCAGGAAGCCUCGAAGAUGAAGCUGGAUGAGCUGAAGAAGGUCGUGAGUGCAGUCGCGAUCUUCGGUUCCUUCUGCACCGAUAUUCCGAUGGGUACUUGGGAUGUCGCGAGUUUUGGACAAGUGACAAGGCGGGACAGGAAUCCAGCUGAUUCCCGCUAUUUGACGCCUGUACGUAGCCUGUUCAGCAGCAUGGCUCCGAUCGACGUCGCAAGCGCACCACGCGUGGGCGUUAGCAACCUUGUUCGAGCAAGGCAACUUGGCCCACCGUCUUUGAGGGCUUCCAGAAUCGUCGAUCAAUCGUCGCCCGAAUCAUCCGAGACAUCGAGCCUUGGUCGAGGCGAGUUCUUGCAGUUCCUCGGUGUCUCUACCGUGGCGGCCAUCUUCACUGUGGGAUCUUUGCGCUCUCGCGUCCGAGCACAGGUGCCGGGAGAGCCGAACCUCCUCCUGAAUACCUUCUCCUGUGGCACCACUCCACUUCGAAAUCCCAAGUACCUUGGUGGAGGUGUGCAGGCAGAAGUCUUCUCCGCCGAUACCUCAAACGGCCAGGCGGUGGUGAAACUCAGCCGAGCCAACACCGACUACGCGAUGCGUAGCCUUGAGCACGAGCGGAGAGUCCUGAAGAUCUUGAAUGAUGCCAAGGUUCCGAACAUCGAGAAGUGCGUCGGGUUUGGCGAGGUGACGACCACGGCCGGCCCUCGUCAAGGCAUGGUUUUGACACCUUGCCUCCCAGGCCGUAACAUCUCGGUGAAGAACGGCUGCGGCAACCCACGCCCGCUGGAGUCGCAGGAGGAAGAUCGCAUGGAAAGGUUCAUGGCAACUGCCGUACGCGUCUUAGAAGCCGGCGUGGCCGGGGUUGAUGUCCAGGUGCUUCAGUCACCAUCCAGCAAUGACAUGCUGUGGAUCGAUUUCACCGAAGCCGCGUUGUUGAAGAAGCAAGGUCCAAGCAUCUCGGUGGAGGGCCCGCCUAUGACUUGCCCCGAGUACGAGAGGCGGUACAAGAGUCCGAAGGAUGCGGUUGUGGGAUUCGCGACAGAAGUCUUCCUCAUGGUGCCAGGAAGCUCGCACGAAUCCGCCGCCAAGGCUUUGGCUGAAGAGUUGCAGGAGCUCGGCGAAAGCCGCCAGCGAGGUGUGGGGAAGACGUUCCAAGAUGUUUGGGCAAAGCUUCCAUGGAAGGUCGGUGGGCUGGAAGCAAAGCGCUUGGAGACUGCCGCGAAUAGUGCAGCGGGAGUGGUCGCUGCGUGA
Symbiodinium sp. CCMP2456 is the source of this 1761-nucleotide messenger RNA. The record is from the annotation of a GenBank genome assembly. NCBI's taxonomy places the organism in Eukaryota, Dinophyceae, Suessiales, Symbiodiniaceae.